AUGGCUGUCAUCAAUUGGAAACUAUAUCAUCUCAAGGUAGACACCAGGAUGCGCCAAGCCUAUCAAACAGAAACGUCCGUUAGUUUCGAAACCGCCCAAAGGAGCAAAGUGGAAAUAAAAGAAUCGAUAACCCAUGAAAUCUUACAAGAUCUGGGUCUUGCUUUAUUAGAAGAGAUGAAUAGGCGUCCUGGGUAA
Molecule: messenger RNA, 195 nt
Organism: Botrytis fragariae
Lineage: Eukaryota; Fungi; Ascomycota; Leotiomycetes; Helotiales; Sclerotiniaceae
Exons: 2
Coding region: 1-195 (64 amino acids)
Source: RefSeq, a predicted model, not a curated record